GCCUCGGCCGUGCGGGCGGCGCGCGCCCCGCCAUGGAGGGCACCCCCAUCCCGGUGCUCACGGUGCAGACGGCGCCCUACGAGGACCAGCGGCCCACGGGCGGCGGGGGCCUGCGGCGGCCCACGGCGCUCUUCGAGAGCCAGCGCAACUACCUGCCAAACUUCGUGCAGAGCCUCCUCUCCUCCGUGGACCUCCGCGACCGCCAGGGCUGCACCAUGGUGGUGGGCAGCGACGGCAGGUACUUCAGCAAGGCGGCCAUCGAGGUCAUCGUCCAAAUGGCCGCGGCCAACGGGAUUGGCAGACUGGUUAUUGGCCAGAAUGGUAUUUUAUCCACACCUGCUGUCUCGUGCAUUAUCCGAAAGAUCAAAGCAGCUGGUGGAAUUAUUCUAACAGCUAGUCACAGUCCUGGAGGACCUGGAGGAGAGUUUGGAGUCAAGUUCGAGGUUGCCAAUGGAGGGCCUGCCCCAGAUGUUGUUUCAGAAAAAAUUUAUCAAAUCAGCAAAACCUUGGAGGAAUAUGCCAUUUGUCCUGAUCUUAGAGUUGAUUUAUCUCGCCUAGGAAGACAAGAAUUUGAUCUGGAGAACAAAUUCAAACCUUUCCGAGUGGAAAUUGUUGAUUCUGUGGAUAUCUACCUCAAUCUCCUUCGAAGUAUCUUUGACUUCAAUAUGAUCAGAAAUUUUCUGACUGGACCCAACCAGAUUAAGAUAAGGAUUGAUGCCAUGAAUGGAGUUAUGGGACCUUAUGUGAGGAAAAUCUUGUGUGAUGAAUUAGGAGCUCCUGCAAAUUCUGCAAUAAACUGUGUUCCUCUGGAGGAUUUUGGUGGACAGCCUCCUGAUCCCAAUUUAACAUAUGCAGCUGCCUUGCUGGAGGCGAUGAGAGGUGGAGAGUAUGGAUUUGGUGCCGCUUUUGAUGCUGAUGGAGACCGCUACAUGAUCCUUGGCCAAAAUGGUUUCUUUGUUAAUGCAUCUGAUUCGUUGGCAAUUAUUGCUGCCAAUCUGUCUUGCAUUCCAUACUUCCGUCAGAUGGGCGUUCGAGGAUUUGGGAGGAGCAUGCCUACCAGCACAGCCCUUGACAAAGUGGCUAAAGUAAUGAAAGUUCCUGUGUAUGAAACACCAACAGGAUGGAGAUAUUUUUCCAAUCUCAUGGACUCUGGACGUUGCUCACUUUGUGGAGAGGAAAGCUUUGGCACUGGGUCUGACCACCUUCGAGAGAAAGAUGGACUGUGGGCUGUGCUAGUUUGGCUUUCAAUUCUAGCAGCUCGAAAGCAGAGUGUGGAGGAGAUUGUCAGGGAUCACUGGGCAAAAUUUGGCCGGCACUACUACUGCAGGUUUGAUUAUGAAGGCUUGGAACCCAGAACUGCCUAUUUCAUAAUGAGAGACCUGGAAGCUUUGAUCACUAACAAGACAUUCAGCAAUCAGCAGUUUGCUGUGGGUAGCAAUAUCUACAGUGUGGAAAGAACAGACAGCUUUGAGUACAUGGAUCCUGUGGAUGGCACUGUGACCAAAAGACAGGGGUUGCGGAUUGUAUUUUCAGAUGCCUCCAGGCUCAUCUUCAGGAUGAGUGCUUCCAGCCACGUGCGAGCUACUCUCCGGAUCUAUGCAGAGAGCUAUGAAAGGGAUCCUAGCCAACAUGACAAGGAACCACAGGCUGUGCUGAGUCCUCUUAUAGCCAUUGCACUGAAAAUAUCUCAGAUCCACGAGAGGACGGGGCGGAAGGGACCCACUGUCAUCACCUGAAGGCACAAAGGGUCAUGAAACCAGGCCCAAAAGAAGAACAGCCGGGACCUUGUGAACCCUGCUAGCUGUUUGUGCCUUGUGUGAUUUUCAAAACUUUUCUUGGGGAUAAAGGGAGGGUGGGAGGAACAAUAUCAUUUUGAGCAUAUUCAGUUGCGUUGAUCUCCGGAGACAGUAGUGCAUUGACUUCUGUGUUAGAGCUGCAAUAACUUCCUUUCAGAUAAGGCCCUAGCUCUCAAGUGCUGCCCGCAGCGUGGCGGGAAGGGCAGGCUGCUGCCCUCUGCACGCUGCUGGUCAACGUGUGGGGAUUUUCCACUAGGGAGCCACGGGGAGGGGUGCAAUGCAGACACUUCGGUGAAUAUUCAUGGGGAUUCUUGCCACCUUCUUGUUGGUUUACAAGGACAUGCACGAAGCGUGUCCAGCCUAGCACGAGGCUUCGCAGGAGAGCGUUUCCUAACCUGAACGAAGCACUGCCUCUCUGCUCACGGGACACGCUGCGUGCACCUGCUCCCAGAGACAAGGGUCCUCCCUCUUCCUUUUUCAUUUUUAACCUUUCCUUUGAAAGCGUAUCAGUGUGGCUUGUGCCUUUAGAUUUUCCUGAUUUGGGCUCUUCUCCAAAGGGAGGUUAUAAAGCUGAACGUGUCCUUCUGGCCAUGUGCUGGGUGCAAAACUUCAGCUGCCGUUUGCAAUAUUCCUCACAUCAGCAGGUUGUAUUGCUGCUUGCUAUGCCAGCCACUGCAAUUCACUGAUUUUUCAUAAGGGAGUGAUUGUGGAAGUUACUAAAAAUCUUUGGAAUACUCCAUUUCACGUGUCACAAAUUAGCGUAUAGCAAAGGCAGAACAAAAAUCAACACUAAUGAAUUACUUGCCAGCUGGACUCAGCUUCUUUAGAUUCUUUGUAAUAGUGAAUAAUGGAACAAAAAGUUGGGAAGUGCAAAGUGAGAAGAGAUGAGCCAACAUAAACCUGAGAAGGACACGGAGGGCAUGGACAGCACAGUGUUUUUCUGCUUGUGAAAUGAUGCUGCGGAUCUUGCUACAGGAUUUUGCUCUAAACAGGAACACAAACACUUUAUGCAUGCGACUUGUUUGACGGUUUUGCUUCCUUGGGAACAGUGUGGUCACCUCUUUUAUCAUUUGUCAAGGUGGCUUUUUGCAGCUGGCCUCUUCUUUGCAGUGUGUUUCGAUUCUUUGCAGUUGUGGAAUUUCUAGUGCAAUUUAGGCAAUAUUGCAGUGAAGGAAAUUGUUUUCGUUUCUUUCAGCACUUCUGUCAAAAAAUGCUA
Molecule: messenger RNA, 3012 nt
Organism: Nothoprocta perdicaria
Lineage: Eukaryota; Metazoa; Chordata; Aves; Tinamiformes; Tinamidae
Gene: PGM5
Product: phosphoglucomutase 5
Exons: 11
Coding region: 33-1736 (567 amino acids)
Biological process (GO): myofibril assembly; carbohydrate metabolic process; striated muscle tissue development
Cellular component (GO): sarcolemma; adherens junction; cell-substrate junction
Molecular function (GO): phosphoglucomutase activity
Source: RefSeq, a predicted model, not a curated record